This is a messenger RNA of Priapulus caudatus, 1409 nucleotides long. RefSeq names its product methyltransferase-like protein 5. The record is from RefSeq and is a predicted model, not a curated record. The transcript is spliced from 2 exons. Bases 432 to 1064 code for a protein of 210 amino acids. Gene Ontology annotation, molecular function: nucleic acid binding; rRNA (adenine-N6-)-methyltransferase activity. Gene Ontology annotation, biological process: rRNA methylation. NCBI's taxonomy places the organism in Eukaryota, Metazoa, Priapulida, Priapulimorpha, Priapulimorphida, Priapulidae.
AUUACCAACAGGAAGUAUCCUAAGCUAAAGGAGGUGGAUGAUGUUCUAGGUGGAGCAGCUGCUUGGGAGAAUGUUGACUCUACAGCUGAGCCAUGCCCUAAAUGCUCCCACCCUAGAGCGUACUUUAUGCAGAUACAGACACGGUCGGCCGAUGAACCGAUGACGACAUUCUACAAGUGUUGUGACCCGCAUUGUGGCCACAGGUGGAGAGAGUAGGCAGUGGAAGAACAGUACCAGGGGAAGAUGGUCAUAAUCACGUGUAUUAUUGCCGCACUUAUUAACUGACCAGUGGUAUUAAACGUGUUGAAUACUUUGUAUCAUUAUUGGUCAUAUUUCAUACUGUGAGUGUACAAGAGAGAAGUCAUCAUUCCCCGUUGGGAGAGGAUCAAGUACACAGUGAGAGAGAGAGUCUUAGUGUCGUAUAAGACAACAUGAAGUUGAAAGAGCUCGAAGGCGCUCUGCAGGAGCUGGAACUCUUCCGAUCACCGAAACUGCUGCUCGAGCAAUACCCCACACGGCCUCACAUCGCUGCCUGCAUGCUGCACACCAUCGACAAUCGCUACGGCGACAUCGAAGGCAAACUUGUCGCCGACCUCGGCUGUGGUUGUGGGGUGCUAACCAUCGGAACUGUGCUGCUUGGAGCCGGUCUAUCUGUUGGUUUCGACAUUGACGACGAGGCUCUGGAGAUAUGUGCUCAGAACUGUGUCGAAUUUGAAAGUGGCAAUAUAGAGCUGAUACAAUGCGAUGUCACUCAGUUCGAGGACGAAGGUUCGACGUGGAGUAACAAGUUUGACACGGUCAUCAUGAAUCCGCCAUUCGGAACAAAGCAUAAUAAAGGCAUGGACGUACUGUUCCUCAAACAUGGCUUGUCUAUGGCGAAGACAGCUGUCUACUCUUUACAUAAGACUUCGACGAGAGCACACAUGAAGAAAAAGGCUGCAGAGUGGAAGGUUGACAUGGAGGUUAUUGCUGAGCUCAGAUUUGACCUGCCCAAAUCUUACAAGUUCCACAAGAAAGGUUCUGUGGAUAUCGAAGUAGAUUUCAUUCGAUUCGCACACAAAUAAUGUUACUGUUGCAAAAGUAUUUAACACUUCAUUAAAUUUUUAUGGACAUGUGUAACAUUUUUGUUUGUAAUGCAUUGUACAUUUUGUUCAAUUCACUAAACCAUCUUCUAAUUCAAGCACAUGUGUAAGCAGUUGCAUGCGCCACUGCAGAAUUUGGAUGGGUAUACCCCAUUACAGAUGGUCUUCUAUGUGCAUUUGCUGGUUGGGUAUUUGAAUGUUGAGGGAAGGGGGUAAACCAGUGGUCCUCCUGAGACUGCUUUAAAUUUGCAUGCCUGAUUACAUAAUAUCAGGUAAUAUUACAUAUAUGAUUACAUUAUAUUAAAUAUAUGAUUACAUUAUAUUACA